This is a messenger RNA of Pisolithus orientalis, 876 nucleotides long. Its product is annotated as tetrapyrrole biosynthesis, uroporphyrinogen III synthase. Gene Ontology annotation, biological process: uroporphyrinogen III biosynthetic process. Gene Ontology annotation, molecular function: uroporphyrinogen-III synthase activity. The coding region runs from base 1 to 876 and encodes 291 amino acids. The transcript has 4 exons. The record is from RefSeq and is a predicted model, not a curated record. NCBI's taxonomy places the organism in Eukaryota, Fungi, Basidiomycota, Agaricomycetes, Boletales, Pisolithaceae.
AUGAAUGUACUAUUGCUACGAUCCCCGACAUCGGAUGUACCUGAUAGAUACGAGGCCGCCUUUCGUACGCACGGAUACUCCCCUAUCUCAGCGCCAAUCUUGGAAACGACGCUCGUCCAUCUUGAGCAGCUGGCAAGCAAGAUAGACGACGGACCAAGCGUGCAUCGGUUUACCGGUGUCGUUGUAACAAGCAAGAGGUCGAUCGAGGCAUGGAAUCGAGCUGUGGACUGUAUUGUAACCCGAUCACGAGAGAACGACGUCGUGCGGGAGGUGGGGAGUGGCGGCGAGGAUGAGACCAGCUGGGCACCCAUCCCGUUUUACAUUCUUGGAGAUGUCACUGCAGGCGCAGCGCGUGAGUUGGGGAAAAGGUUGCCAUGCGGAUUGGGUCCGAUGGAUGUGCGAGGUGGGUCAGGUGCUGGUUCGGCCGAGCAGCUUGCGAGGGUCAUCUUGGAAGAUGGAGACGUGUCCGGGUCGAAGAAAAUGUUGUAUUUGACGGGAGAUAAGAAUCGGGAUACGAUGUCGAAGAUGUUGGACACAGGGAGGAUAUAUGAGACGUGUGGCUCGUCGACGUUUGCGCAUGACCUGGAAGAUGCAUUAAGGAAAAUAAUGAGGAGAAGGGCGUGGGGAUGGAUUGUGUUCUUUGCUCCCUCUGCAGCUCGACAUGUUUAUCCAGCACUGUGUGAUCGUUUUUUCUUUCGUCGUCUGAACGACACAGAUGGUACUGAAAUUGCCAAGGUCGCCGCAAUAGGCCCAACUACGGCAUCCUUUCUUCGUGAAGAGAUGGGUCUGCGGGUAGACGUCGUCGCGCCCAAACCGACUCCUGCUGAACUUGCCAACACAAUUGCUGCGUUUGAUAGUCCCAUUCCCUCUGUGUAG